Messenger RNA from Geodia barretti, 327 nucleotides. NCBI's taxonomy places the organism in Eukaryota, Metazoa, Porifera, Demospongiae, Tetractinellida, Geodiidae. The record is from the annotation of a GenBank genome assembly.
AUGGACGUCCCGCGAGGUGUUGGUCGUGGCAGUAAUAGCGGUGACGGUCGCCAAGACCGAAGGCGGCGGCCUCAGAGAGGAUCAGGGGGUAAUGUCGGAGAUUUCGGACACGGCAGGGAAGGUCGUGGAAGGAGGCCUUUCCGUGGGGACGUGGGGGACGUCGCGGUAGUCAAGGUGAGCAUGCAAAAUAUGCCGAUUUGGAGGAUGAGCGUGCACGGCGUAACUACCAACGUGGUCGAGGCGGAAGAAGGUUCCGCGGAAGCCAACGCCGCAAUGCCGGCGAUCGGUCGCGUCUCGGGCUCACUCCGGAGAAUAUUCGGGAAUUAG